Messenger RNA from Falco peregrinus (peregrine falcon), 2461 nucleotides. RefSeq lists its product as uncharacterized. The record is from RefSeq and is a predicted model, not a curated record. The coding region runs from base 205 to 960 and encodes 251 amino acids. The transcript is spliced from 3 exons. NCBI's taxonomy places the organism in Eukaryota, Metazoa, Chordata, Aves, Falconiformes, Falconidae.
UGUUGCCCUUUGGCUGGAAUUCCUCCCCUCUCUCCCCUGCAGCUGGGCAGCACUGCUGGGAUGGGAGUCCAUUCCUUCCACAGCCUAGGGAACAAGUUGCUUAAGGUGGGAGGAAGCUGUUGCUGCUGGAGUCUUGUCUCUGAAGAUCGUGACACCUGCAAAUAAAAAGGCAUCCAAGCUGGACUGUGGGGGAGAAUCUGCUGCAUGGCAAGAAGGAUUCAUAGCAACAUUACAAAAGAUGAUGGUUUGGCUGCUCCAGACGCUUUAGUUAAAAAGCACAGGAAAAGGAAAAAAGGGAAGAAGAAGAAGAAGAAAGAAAAAAAGGUGACUGCUGUGCUGCUCUCUCUUGACAUCGAGCCUCUCCUGGAUCAUGCCAAGAGUUCUUCUUGUUCUGUAUCCCGCCAUCAUCAUAAGGGGAUGCCUAUGGAAGAAGGCCUUCACACCAGGAGUCUCAGCUAUCAGCUUUUCCCAGAGUGGGGACCCCCCCGAUGGCUUGCUUUUCUGUGCACUUGUGCCCUGAAUCCAUGCGAACUCUUUUUGUCAUUUGCAGCAGCUUUUGUAACGGAGCGUGUGCUUCAGCUACAGGUGUGCACAGCAGGGCAGCAGACGUUGCCUGUUCUCACAUGGAGCAUCCCAGUCUGGGAGAGCAGUGGGUUCAAAUCCCUCAAGGAAAGGCCAAAAACUCCUGGGCCCUCGGCCACGCUCUGCCCACACCCUCCCCAGCUACGACAGGGCAGAGUGCCGCCCCCACCAGUGGGCUGCAGCCCAGGCUGGCAUCCGCAGGGCUGGGCUGUGUGCCAGCUGCGGUCCCUCAGCUCCCUCCAUGCACAGCCCCUGGGCCAAAGCCUACAUAGGCUCCGGUGGGCAGGGGCCACUUUGCCCGUCCCACCAAGAACAGGUCCCACAGGGGCCCUGCCCUGCAGCUUGGACUUUGCCAGCAAAUUUUGCAUGAUGCGCUGAGCCCCUGCAGGACCUCAGGCACAUAGGGGCUGGGCUUCCUAGCUUGUGUCCUACAAGACAGGCUCAAAAACUACUCCCAGCUGGCACUCUGACCCCUCGGGGACCCUGUUCAGCCCAGCCUUGUGUCCUCACAUGCAAAAGCCGUUUGAUACCCCCAGCUCACCUCCUGAUUUUCACCCAAGUUGGUUCAGCUGGAGGAAUGCGUUUGAAAGCCUCCACUGGUACCAGGCAGAGGCCAACUUUCCUGCCCACGAGGCGGGAAGGGCAGAUGGUUGUCACUGUUUCGAGCUCAUGGGGAGCUCAAAGGCCACCAGGGGAGAAGGGGCCAGUAAGGGAGACAGCCAGAGCCACUUGCUCUGCUACUGCAGCUCAAGAGGGAGUGAUGCAUUUUUGGAACACCUCAAGGCCAUAAACGCUUAUCAUCGUUCUCCUGGGGAGAGCAGCUGAUUUAUUUAACUAUUACAACCCUGAUUUACAGCUGAUAACCCUGACAAGCUUUAAGCCUUUGAUGGUGGUUGAUGGUCACAUUCCCAGGAAAGAACAGAGCUUGGAAAAGACUGUCCUGUCUUGCAAAGCCUAACUUGGCUCCAAGCACACACCGAGGUCUGACAAAGGAAAUCCUUUCUCGUGGGUGCUUGGGACAGGGACUCCCCUCACCCUCCUACUGGGGAUGACUGCGCUGUCUUGCAGCAGCCUGGCUCAUACUCGUGGAGUCUGCUGUACCUGGUGAGGAUUCAGAGGAAACAUAAAUCAUGGAAAAGCAGCAUGGAUACAGUCCCUGUCAUGCUGGUAUUUCAGCAUAACUGCACUCUGUUAUUUUUAGAUAAGAAAAUUACAGACUUCAUUUUUACUUCUGAAAAGUCAGAAUGAGGCAUCUCUUGAAAAGAUAAGUUUCUAGGGCUAGUCCUGGUCUCAGGGUUAUCUGGUGGUCAGAUGCUAACCAGGCAUUUCCAUUAGUUUGGGUUUGUACAUUCCUUCCACCAGCCACCAUCAUUUACAAAACACAGUUCCAUUAGAAGUGACUUUGUUAAUCUGAUUGAUGUUCUGCCAGCAUUAGCACAUGCUGAUAGCAUCUGAAGUCUUGGUAUAAGACCAAGCCAAAUAAUGGGGAUUCACUCUUAAUGGAUCUAUUCAAAUAGACUCUUUACAGCACUAGCCAAUCUGUGAUAAAAGUUUUUAUAUAAACAAUACGCAGGGAAGUCAGGAUUUCUGUGACACGGUCCUGACUCUUACAUAAUCUUCUGGAUGUUUUAACAACUAUAAAACUGAGACAGUAUUUUAAGCCAUGUUGUUUUGAUGUAUAAACUCAUUAGAAGACUGGACUCAAAGCCCAGUAAAUCUGUGGACGGGAUGCUGUUUUGCAUCAAUUCUUACAGAAUUUAGUGUGCUACACCAGCAGGCAGAAUUUACAUUUUUUUCGGAAUCUGUAAGUUAGCAGGACACUAACUUUUAUUACAUCUGCAUCUUUCAGGUAUUCCUUCAGGCUCUUUGGGAAAUCCCA